CUGUUUCGGCUUCACCGUUCGAUCAAGCAAGGCGGCGUGCGGCAUGUUGGCAUUACAUCUAAAACUGUAACAGCAACAUAUAUGUAAUCUUGAACCAUACCAUACCAUCAAAAUCAAGCUAUUCCUUCCAUUUCAUCGGUACAAACUGUGAUUGAAGAAAAACAAAGAGAAAAGAUGAGGUUUUCAUUGAGGAUUGUUAUUGGACUUGGUGUAUUUUCAAUUAUUGGUUAUGGUAUUCAUUACUUCAAGUACCUGAGUACUGGUAAACCGUCUAUCACACAACCACCUUAUACUGAUCAAGGCGUUAGCUCAAGAGCAGCUGCCCAAUUAAAAAACAUCCAGUCUCCAGGUCAAUCCAGUAAUAAUUCUACAAGUAUGCGUCCCCCUCAAACUACAUGUGGGAAGACCGUGGCUUCAGAACUUAUUGAUCUCAAGUCAAUAACCCCACCAGGAAGACCUAAAGUCAUCAUCUUUAUAAACAUUCCUGCAGCAGGAGGCUGGUCCAUUAGACGAAUUACCCUCCGCAAGACGUGGCUCUCAACAGCAAAGAACUAUUCGAUUGCUUAUCGUUUUUUUACCGACAGCAUUGGAGUCAAACCUGAAGUUAUUAAAACCUUGGAAAAAGAACGAGAAGAGUUCAGAGAUCUAGAGUUUAUCCCAACACGCUCUGGAUACUGGCUAACUCAUCGGUAUCUCUUCGCAAUGUUCUGGGGCUACGAACAUUAUGAUUUUAAAUUUUACUUGAAGUUCGAUGACGACUAUUUUGUGUGUUUAAAUAAUUUAAUGAACGACAUACAAUACAGGAUGAACGAAAAGCUGCUCUACUGGGGAUGGUUCGGGUGCGACCCCAAAAUGGUCGCCAUGGAUGAAGGGUUUGUGAUGCUGUCUGUCGAUCUUGUUGAAGAAAUCAUGAAACGUAACAACUCCUUGUGUUGUCAUCCUUUUGGAGGACAAAUGAUUGCCAUGUGGAUGAACAGAUUAGAGCGUGAAGGAUACGACACUACUUAUUUCCCAGAUAACAAUCGACUCAUGCAUAUCAGAAGUCACUUCAAGCAAGGGCCAAGCAAGGACAUGUGUAAGAAACUACUCGGAAUUCACCAGGCUUAUCCAAAGUACAUGUGGCAAUACUGGAAUUUAACAAAGGACUCUUGGUUUUCCCUGAAAGGAGAUGAUUUUGAAAAGGUCGAAAGGAAACCAUUUAAUUCUUAUUGUAAGCUGAAAAAAGAAUGGGACUGGCGAGUGCUUGGUUCGUUCUGGAAACAUGAACCCAAGCCUUGUUGGCUGCCUGGGCUUGAAUGGGAUGCGCGUCUUCAGAAAUACAAAAACGUGCAAAGUAGGGAACUGGAAGAGUAGAAGGAUAGCAAACAGCAGAUUUUGGAGCUAGAUAUUCAGAAUAUAGUGCUAUAUACAGAUCGACAUAUAGUAGAGUGACCACAGUAAGUCCGUGAAACUUUAGUAAUACUAAAUAGCACAAUCUCAUGCAAAUUCCAUUGUUUUCUAUUGUUUAAAUAGCACUAUUUUGUACUAUUUAGUAAUUAGUGUUUCACGGAUUGUUUGCACUCCAAUAUAGCACACCAUAGAAAAAUACAGCCAAUAAGCCUGAAGCGAGAUGACGUUUUACCCCCGCCUCUAGACCAUAAUACUUUUCACACUGCUUCUGUUCUUUAAUUAUGACUAUUGUUCCUGUAUUUUCUAAGGAAUCAAAAAUUUUAAUAUGAAAUAAUUUUAAAAACUAUUAUGGUAUAGAGUCGGGGGCAAAACGUCAUCUUGCUUCAGGCCUAUUAGAAGGCAGGAAACCUGUUGUACAAUCGUCGGUUAAAGACCUUUUUAAGCCAAAAAAGUGUAUUUUCUCGGGACACACCAUGGAAUAUCCGACUUGUCACCUGUAUUUUCUUCUACUCUUCUACUACAUCCUUUGCAAUGGUCAACAAUGCUAAUUUAAUCUAGCUUUAUCAAUGAUAUAACUGCUUUGUAUAUAGAAUCCGACUAUAUGCAAUAUAUGACUACCACUACCACUACCACUACCACUACCACUACCACUACCACUACCACUACCACUAUCACUACCACUACCACUACCACUCCCACUGCCACUGCCACUGCCACUGCCACUGCCACUGCCAUUUAUUAUACACGUCUAAUUAGUUUAGUACAUGCGUUUAUACACACAAACAUUUAUAAUGGAUGAUGGUUCAAAAUCCGAAGGCUCGUAAAAUAAUCAAUACAUAUAAAUGAAACAACAGCUGAAUAUUUAACUUAUGACACCUACAUACGAAGAAACCUUCUAUUUAAUUAAUUAUUUAUUUAAUAAUUAUUUAUAUAAUUGCAAAAUAAUAAUGUAAUGAAAUGUUUCACAGAUGACGUAAGGAUUAUGCGUGAUAUGAUUGCAAUGUGGAGAAGCCAAGCUAAGCCGCGCACACGCUAAUAUGCUGCAGCAAGAGAAAAUGAACUAAGAGAAGGAAUUCCCCCUAUAUAGCCUUGUAACCAUCAUGUGCACAGUUUGAUGCUAUUUUUAAACCAUUUGUUUUUCGCUCUACGCUGUUUGCUUACGUUUUUGGUUUUUUCCCGUUAUUUCGACUCUGCCCUGAAUAUGAAUGUGCACGUCGAAAGCUUGGCAAAUACGAUAGGAAAUUGAAGUAGUAAUUUGUUCAAUUUGGGAUCAAAUGGGAUUUUGGAAAAAGGUUUUACUUUCUUGAAUAAAGAUUUAUUGAAUCUCUAAA
Actinia tenebrosa (Australian red waratah sea anemone) is the source of this 2720-nucleotide messenger RNA. RefSeq lists its product as uncharacterized. The record is from RefSeq and is a predicted model, not a curated record. Gene Ontology annotation, molecular function: galactosylxylosylprotein 3-beta-galactosyltransferase activity. NCBI's taxonomy places the organism in Eukaryota, Metazoa, Cnidaria, Anthozoa, Actiniaria, Actiniidae. Gene Ontology annotation, biological process: protein O-linked glycosylation; glycosaminoglycan biosynthetic process. Gene Ontology annotation, cellular component: Golgi membrane.